ACACUCAAAAGUCAAAACCCAGUCCAAGCCCCCAAAACGCAAACUCCUCCGCGCCAUUUCAUGCCCAUGGCCGACAACAAGAAACGGCGGCGAAAGGAGCCCACCGGCGACGAGCUCCCCUUCAAGAACAGCCUGAAGUCGGACUCCGACAUCCUGAAAACCCUAAAGGACUUCUCCACGGCCUCCGCCUCCUCCUCCUCCGCCGCCCAAACCCUAACCCUCCAGGACCUCCCUCUCCCCUUCCGCUGUCGCGAGGUGGCCGACCUCUCCCUCUCCUCCGUCCAGUCCAACAUCGAGUCCCUCAUCCUCCGGAUCGCCCACUCCAUCCUCUCCGGCCACGGCUUCUCCUUCGACGUCCCCUCCCGCUCCGCCGCCAACCAGCUCUACGUUCCCGAACUCGAUCGCAUUGUGCUCAAAGACAAGUCUUCUCUUCGCCCCUUCGCCAACAUCUCCACCGUGCGCAAGUCCGCCAUCACUUCUCGGAUUCUACAACUCAUACACCAGCUCUGCAUCAAGGGCAUCCACGUCACCAAGCGUGACCUCUUCUACACUGACGUCAAACUCUUCCAAGACCAGAUCCAAUCUGAUGCUGUUCUGGAUGAUGUUUCCUGCAUGCUGGGGUGCACUCGAUCCAGCCUCAAUGUUGUGGCUGCAGAAAAAGGGGUGGUAGUUGGGAGGUUGAUUUUCAGUGACAAUGGGGAUAUGAUUGAUUGCACCAAAAUGGGGAUGGGAGGGAAGGCAAUUCCACCGAAUAUUGAUCGAGUUGGGGAUAUGCAGAGCGAUGCUUUGUUCAUUCUGUUGGUGGAGAAGGAUGCUGCUUACAUGAGAUUGGCUGAGGAUAGGUUCUACAACCGCUUUCCAUGCAUAAUUGUGACUGCAAAGGGGCAGCCGGAUGUUUCCACUAGGCUGUUCUUGAGGAAGAUGAAGACAGAGUUGAAGCUGCCUGUGCUGGCUCUUGUUGACAGUGAUCCUUAUGGGUUGAAGAUUCUGUCGGUUUAUGGGUGUGGAUCAAAGAACAUGUCCUAUGACAGUGCCAACUUGACUACCCCUGAUAUCAAGUGGCUUGGGGUUAGGCCUAGUGAUUUGGACAAGUACAAGAUACCUGAGCAGUGUAGGUUGCCAAUGACUGAGCAGGAUAUUAAGACUGGCAAGGACUUGUUGGAGGAGGAUUUUGUCAAGAAGAACCCUGGUUGGGUGGAGGAGUUGUCCUUGAUGGUCAAAACUAAGCAGAAGGCUGAAAUACAGGCUUUGAGCACCUUUGGUUUUCAGUACCUGUCAGAAGUUUAUUUGCCCUUGAAGUUGCAGCAGAAGGAUUGGCUGUGACCUGUGAGUAAUGUAGUAAUAUCUAAGAAUUAAAAUGGUGGUUAUGUUAUGCCAAUACUUGUUCCAACAGCUUAGUCAUGCGGUAGCAUCUCUGCGGAAUUUAUACCGGAAUGUGGAUGUUUUUAAGUAUGCUUCAUUGAAAAAUUGUUCAAAAAUCAUGUUGAUGGUCUAUGUUUUUUCAGACUGAGUUUAUGGUUUUCUUACUGUUUUCUUCUUCUUGCAUCAGAUAAUAGGGGACCAAAUUUAUUAAAUUAUAAAACCCUAGCGCUUUUGAAUCA
Messenger RNA from Cajanus cajan (pigeon pea), 1601 nucleotides. RefSeq names its product Spo11/DNA topoisomerase VI, subunit A protein (gene RHL2). Gene Ontology annotation, biological process: reciprocal meiotic recombination; DNA topological change; meiotic DNA double-strand break processing. The record is from RefSeq and is a predicted model, not a curated record. Gene Ontology annotation, molecular function: DNA topoisomerase type II (double strand cut, ATP-hydrolyzing) activity; ATP binding; DNA binding. Lineage: Eukaryota; Viridiplantae; Streptophyta; Magnoliopsida; Fabales; Fabaceae. Gene Ontology annotation, cellular component: nuclear chromosome.